AUGACACUACUUGACAAAGUUGAUGAUGCUGCUCAAUUUGCUGAAGGAAAGUCUGUUGUAGAACAGUGUUUAAUUACAAACUGGAAAAAGUGGUUCACAUUCCUAGAUUUCAACCGCGAUGGCACCAUCACAAAUACAGACAUGGAAGAUUCAAGAAUCAGGUUUUUCAAGCUUCGCCUUCCUGAUGCUGAUUUGGAGAAAAAAAUAGAACAAUGGUGGAUAAAGAAUAUUUUCAGAGGAAGUACUGAUGCAAUCUCCGAGCAGAAAUUUCUCGAUGGCCUCAGAAAAAAAUAUAUGAAAGACAAGGCAAAAUUCAAUGACAAAAUGCAGCAAUGGUUAGACGAGAUGUUUCUUUUAUUUGACAAUGACAGAGAUAUGUCAAUCUCUGAAGAAGAGUAUUUUACUGCUUACAAAGGAUAUGGACUCGAGAAUGUGAUGCAAAACAAAAAGCAUUCAGUGAUUAUAAACCGACAAAUGGACUUGAACCUUUAA
This is a messenger RNA of Mercenaria mercenaria, 492 nucleotides long. Its product is annotated as sarcoplasmic calcium-binding protein-like. The coding region runs from base 1 to 492 and encodes 163 amino acids. The transcript is spliced from 3 exons. Gene Ontology annotation, molecular function: calcium ion binding. The record is from RefSeq and is a predicted model, not a curated record. NCBI's taxonomy places the organism in Eukaryota, Metazoa, Mollusca, Bivalvia, Venerida, Veneridae.